This is a messenger RNA of Sphenostylis stenocarpa, 168 nucleotides long. Lineage: Eukaryota; Viridiplantae; Streptophyta; Magnoliopsida; Fabales; Fabaceae. The record is from the annotation of a GenBank genome assembly.
AUGUUUAAGGUGAUUGGUGGACUCGUUUGGAACAUGCGGAAUAACCAAGUAUUGAAAUAUAUAUUAGGCGAGUUUAUUAGUGUGGAUCCCUUGCGUGAAGUUGAAGGGAUUUUGAACUAUCUCUCGUAUAAUUUUGAUUUAAAUAGCACGCAGGCUACAAGAAAGUGA